This is a messenger RNA of Aureobasidium vineae, 1404 nucleotides long. Lineage: Eukaryota; Fungi; Ascomycota; Dothideomycetes; Dothideales; Saccotheciaceae. The record is from the annotation of a GenBank genome assembly.
AACCCCAUUCCGCCGCUCUUCAGCCACUGUAGCCAACCUCCGCAUCAAUCAUGGUACGCCUCCGUCGCCUUGUCCGACCCUCUUUCCAUCGUGCUGACCACUACACAGGGUGCGAACCAGUCUGGCCUCGGAGGCGGUCCUCCCGGUCAGGGAGGCGAUAACAAGGACAAGAAGGAUCCCAAGAAGGACAAGCCCAAGUACGAGCCUCCGCCACAGCCCACCACUCGCAUUGGCCGCAAGAAGAGAAAGCAGGCCGGUCCGAAUGCCGCCGCCAAACUCCCCAACAUCUACCCGACCGCCCGCUGCAAGCUCCGAUACCUGCGCAUGCAGCGCAUCCACGACCAUCUGUUGCUAGAGGAGGAAUACGUCGAGAACCAGGAGAGACUGCGCAAGGCUAGAGCUGCAACCGCUCAACAGCCUUCGUCCGCCCCUGCUGACAGCGAUGCUCUGGACCGCAACGCCGACGAGAGAAGCCGCGUUGACGAUAUGAGAGGCAGCCCCAUGGGCGUCGGAAACCUCGAGGAGCUCAUCGACGACGACCACGCCAUCGUUUCGUCUGCCACUGGUCCUGAAUACUACGUCAGCAUCAUGUCCUUUGUCGACAAGGACUUGCUUGAGCCUGGCGCCAGCGUUCUUCUGCAUCACAAAUCCGUCUCGGUCGUUGGUGUCUUGACAGACGAUGCCGACCCUCUCGUCUCGGUCAUGAAGCUCGACAAGGCCCCUACCGAAUCAUAUGCCGACAUUGGUGGUCUGGAACAGCAGAUUCAAGAAGUUCGUGAAGCUGUCGAAUUGCCCCUGCUUCAUCCCGAGCUCGCUACCUUCUUGCGUAUCGUCGGUAGUGAAUUGAUCCAGAAAUACUUGGGUGAUGGUCCUAGACUCGUCAGACAGCUCUUCCAGGUCGCCGCUGAGCAUGCACCCAGCAUCGUCUUCAUCGACGAGAUCGAUGCCGUUGGUACCAAGCGUUACGAGUCCACUUCUGGUGGUGAGCGUGAGAUUCAACGUACUAUGCUUGAGCUUCUGAACCAGCUUGAUGGUUUCGACGAUCGUGGUGAUGUCAAGGUCAUCAUGGCAACCAACAAGAUCGACACUUUGGAUCCUGCUCUUAUCAGACCUGGUCGUAUCGACCGCAAGAUUCUGUUCGAGAAUCCAGACCAAAACACCAAACGCAAGAUCUUCACCCUCCAUACAUCCAAGAUGUCUCUGGCCGAAGAUGUUGACCUUGAAGAGUUUAUCAACCAGAAGGAUGAUCUUUCAGGCGCUGAUAUCCGUGCCAUGUGCAGUGAAGCCGGUCUCAUGGCACUGAGAGAGCGCAGAAUGAGAGUGAACAUGGCCGACUUCAGACAGGCGCGAGAGAGCGUGCUCAAGACCAAGAGCGAGGGCGAGCCCGAGGGUCUUUACUUGUAG